Messenger RNA from Apis cerana (Asiatic honeybee), 2223 nucleotides. Its product is annotated as odorant receptor 46a-like. Gene Ontology annotation, molecular function: odorant binding; olfactory receptor activity. The record is from RefSeq and is a predicted model, not a curated record. Gene Ontology annotation, cellular component: plasma membrane. Lineage: Eukaryota; Metazoa; Arthropoda; Insecta; Hymenoptera; Apidae. Gene Ontology annotation, biological process: detection of chemical stimulus involved in sensory perception of smell; sensory perception of smell.
UUUGUGAUCUUAUAUUUUUUUAAUUAAUUUUAAAUAUAUGAAGUUUAUAUAUGCGUGUUCUUUAUUCUCUUUUCUAAAUAUUCACGACACAUUAUUUGGUAAUUUAUAGUUUUACAAGGAAUCUUCAAUUUUUCCCAUCUAUUCUCGUUCUUUUAUAAUUUAAAACUUCCUCCAAAUGAACAAGUCGAUUUUAUACGAAUAUAAUAAAUGAUAAAAGAUCCUAUUCCUUAGAUAAGUGUCUAUCUAAGAAGGUUCAUAAAAAUAUAACAUUAUAACCAGCAUUGUAACAGACUAUAUUAUGAUAAUGAUACGGUAUGUGCAUAUCAAGCUGGAAAAUUGUGGACAACAUUUUUCUCGUGGGAAAAAAGCUUUCUAUAGGCACCGUUUACUUACGAUAGCCAGUGUUUUAUAAAAUUUUUUCGAAUCCUCUCCUUAAGCAAGUAUUAUAAUUUUCUCGAGAUAAAAAUAUUUUCUUUAAUCGACGAUCUUAAAUGUCCAAUUACUUAUUUUGAUCAAAAUUAUCUCGUUAAAUGAUAAAGGGAGGAACCGUGAAUCGCAGAAAUUCGUGUACUGAUACAAUAGGAUUAAUGAAAGUAUUUCUUCUAUUAUAUCUUUUCAUUAUUUAUCGUUUUUUAUCAGUUGAAAAAUGACCAUUCUACAGCCAAUUUUUAAUAUACUAACAAUUUGCGGAUGUCGGAUGCCGUCCUCGUGUCGGACACCGUACAAGAAGAUGCUGUACAUUUUGUACGCGAUAUUUGUGUUACUUUUGCUCUACAGUUUCUGUAUCUCACAAUUUUUAAACGUGAUAAUUAACGUGAGAACAGCGGACGAAUUAUGCAACAGUUUUUACAUGUUCAUUGCGUCGUUCUUAUCCUGUUGCAAGAUCGUCGCGCUUCUGAUAAAUCAUAAAACGAUUAAAAUCUUUAGAAGGAAGCUCGAGGAGGAGCCUUGUAAACCUACGAAUACCAAGGAGGUUAUGAUUCAAAAAAGUUUCGACAAGAAUAUCGGGUAAACGUUUAAAGUGUAUCGAAAAACUGUUCUUUCAUUUCGUUCUUUUUCAUUUUUAAUUAAAAAACUAUUUUUUUUAAACGAAUGACGAAGCUUUUUAAUAAUACGUUUGUAUCGGACAAAAUUCUAAUUGAACUAUUCAAAAUUAUGUAAUUUAAGUCACAUUUUUGUUAUGAAAAAUUUGCAAAAGAAUCUCGUUCACUCUCGAUCAGCAACGAAAUAGAUAAUUGAAUGACGAGCCUUCAUCAAACGCUUGACAGGUUGAUCACUAUUUCUUAUACGGUCAUGGUGGAGUUUACAGUAUUUUGUAUGAUUGUAUCUUCACUGGUAACCGACUUCAGAAACCAGAGACUGGCGUACGAAGCUUGGCUACCUUUCAACUACUCUGCACCAAAUUAUUAUUACUAUUACAUCGCAUACGUUCAUCAGAUCAUCGCUCUGAUUGGUACGUCGCUUUUAAACGUGGCCUGUGACGUGACCAUUUGCGGAUUGUUCGUCCAUAUGUACAGCCAGCAAGAAAUAUUGAAGCACAGAUUGAAGGAAAUCGUAAAUGUUGGAAGUAGAUCGACUAUUGGAAAGAUCGUUCAUUUUCAUAAUUAUCUAUACGGAUACGCUUUUAUGGUAGAGGAGAAAUUCAAGAAAAUAAUAGGUAUUCAACUUUUAUCGAGUACUCUGGUAGUAUGCUUUAUUCUUUACAAAUUGGCGAACACGUCAUUUAUCAGCUCUAAAUUUCUGGAAUUCGUCCUAUAUUUGGCGUGCAUGAUGACACAGAUCUUUUUUUAUUGCUGGUACGGGAAUCAGCUCAAAUUAAAGAGUGUCGAGAUUGUGGACACGAUUUUCGAAUUAGAUUGGAUCUCCCUUGACGAUAGAAGCAAGAAAGAUUUGAUAAAUAUAAUGAGAAGAGCGAUGAAUCCGAUCGAGUUGACCUGCGCAUACAUCUUUACAAUGGAUUUGAAGACUUUCGUGAGCAUAUUGAAAAUGUCGUACUCGACGUACAAUUUCCUUCAGAGAACGAAGGAAUCGUAAAUUGCAAAGUUUUGAUCAAUCUUUGCCUAAUCAAAGACUAAUCUGAUUUUCAAGAUCAAGAACGUAGAAUUUUUUCUAAUUCGAAAUCUUAAAAUCUAAAGUUUAAAAUUUUUCCGUAAAAAAAAAGCGAAUCUUAAACUUUGAAAUCGAAUUUUAACAAGCUAUAUAAUAAAAUCAUUUAUUAAAUCA